Argiope bruennichi is the source of this 3638-nucleotide messenger RNA. RefSeq names its product BTB/POZ domain-containing protein 2-like. Gene Ontology annotation, molecular function: protein binding. The transcript has 6 exons. The record is from RefSeq and is a predicted model, not a curated record. Lineage: Eukaryota; Metazoa; Arthropoda; Arachnida; Araneae; Araneidae. The coding region runs from base 201 to 1697 and encodes 498 amino acids. Gene Ontology annotation, biological process: neurogenesis. Gene Ontology annotation, cellular component: P-body; cytosol.
UAACGAAACUAAAACGUUCUUUCUCUGUAACUGUCGCAUAUUUGCUGUCGUCUGUAUUGCAUUUUGCAUUUAAAUUUCUUCUGUCAAAAACAAUCUUAGACUGUCAUAUUUUUCUGUUUGCAAAUUAGAAUUGUAUUAAUAAGAUGUUUAAAGUUUAAUUGUGCUGGAUCUAGAACAACGUAUAAGAGAAAGAACACAAAAUGUCUUCUGGUAUUCCUAAAGCUUUACCUAGUAAUGGAUCACACAUGUGUUCAACAGAGAUACAAGAAUUACCAGUUAAUAUUCCUGGUAAUCAACGUGAUAGAGAAAGUGCUAAUGGUCGGCGUCCAACAGAAGAAGCAUCAGUAAGUUCUCAAAGUGCCACAGGAAAUAAUGCCACAGGUUACUCAGGUCAAGUCUUGUUUAAUUGGCAAGCUUCCAAAGUUACUGUAAAAGACAGGCUUGCAUUCAUUUUUAACAGAGAAAUUCUUAGUGAUGUUCAUUUCAUAGUUGGAAAAGGAGCACAACAACAAAGAAUUCCUGCCCAUAAAUUUGUUUUAUCUGUUGGAAGUGCAGUCUUUGAUGCUAUGUUUAAUGGGGCAAUGGCAACAACUUCUGAUGAAAUUGAGCUUCCAGAUGUGGAACCAGCUGCUUUUUUGGCCCUUCUAAGGUUUUUGUACUCAGAUGAAGUGCAAAUUGGGCCUGAAACUGUGAUGAUGACUUUGUAUACAGCUAAGAAAUAUGCUGUUCCUGCACUAGAAAAAGCUUGCGUUGAUUUUUUAAAGUCUAAUUUGAGCAGUGAUAAUGCAUUUAUGCUUUUGACUCAAGCUCGUUUGUUCGAUGAACCCCAAUUAGCUGCUUUGUGUCUGGAAACAAUCGAUAAGUAUACGUCAGAAGCUUUAGCAGCUGAAGGCUUUACAGAUAUUGAUCAUGAAACUUUAUGUGCUGUUCUGGAAAGAGAUACAUUAAGGAUUAGAGAAGCAAAAUUAUUCAAUGCUGUUGUUAGAUGGGCUGAACAGGAGAGUAUUCGUCAAAAUUUGACUGUAAAUGCAGAAAAUCUUCGACUGUUAUUAGGACGAGCACUUCAUUUAAUAAGAUUUCCAAUUAUGACUGUAGAGGAAUUUGCAGUGGGACCAGCUCAAGCAAAUAUUUUAACAGAUAAAGAAAUAGUUUCUUUAUUCCUUUAUUUCACUGUUAAUCCUAAACCUCCUAUUAAUUUCCCAGAUGUACCCCGAUGCUGCAUUACUGGUAAAGAGCAAACUGUUUGUCGAUUCCAACAAUCAGAAAGUAGAUGGGGUUAUAGUGGAACUAGUGACAGAAUUAGAUUCAUGGUUGACAGAAAAAUUUAUGUUGUUGGUUUUGGUCUUUAUGGAUCUAUUCAUGGCCCUUCUGAUUAUACAGUUAAUAUACAGAUUAUUCAUACCGGAACCGGAAAACUCUUGGGUACAAAUGAUACAAGCUUUAGCUGUGAUGGUUCAUCCUCCACAUUCCGAGUAAUGUUCAAAACACCUGUAGAAAUCAUACCAGGAAAUAAUUAUACUGCAUGUGCAACAUUAAAGGGUCCAGAUUCUCAUUAUGGUACUAAAGGACUAAGGAAAAUAACACUGGAUUGUCCUAGUGGUGGAAAGGUUACAUUUUUAUACACUUAUGCUGCAGGAAAUAAUAAUGGAACAUCUGUUGAAGAUGGUCAAAUUCCAGAGAUUAUAUUCUAUACAUAAAACAUUACAAUUAAAAUAUGAAUGAAAUUAGUAUUAAAAGGUAAAUUUGUUCUGUCUACUUAACAUUGUAAGAAAAACAAUCAAAAAUAGUGUGCCAAUGCAAAUAUGCAACACUGUUGAAAUAUUUGUAUUUCAAAGUUACUCUGCUAUUAAUAGGAGAAUAGAUUGCACAAUUUUUUUAAUGUUGGUAUGAGGCCAUGUUUUAUUAUAUGUAGUAAAUAUGAAUUUAUUUGUUGGCUGGAAUAAAUAUAUUAUUUAGCAUUUAGAAUUUAUAUAUUCAUUUUAUGUAAGUAUUUAAAAUACUAAAAUUUAUUAUAAUAUUUCACUGCUUUCAUUUCUUUACAUUUUUAUUGUACAGAAUAUAUAUAUAUGCAAUUCAAAUUAUUGCACUUUUAGUUUAUACAUAUCUCACUAAACAAAAAAGGCCAGUGUGGGGUGUGUGCACGGAUGUACGAAAAAAUCCUCUUAUUUGUUUUAUGUACCUAUUUUAUACGACAUGAAUAAUCCAUUGUAUAAAUUACUAACAUUUCCUCAUCAUCAUUAUGCUCUAAAAGAAUACUGAUGUUGCAUUUCUGGUGCUAGUGCGCAAUAAUGUGAUGAUUUUGAUGUUUCAUCUUAAAAUAUUUUGUUUUGGAUCUGAAAUAAAAAAAAAGUUAUAUAUCAAAUAUUUUUAUGUUCUUGUUGAUAAUUUCUAUCAGAAUUGUAUAGCUAUAUUCAUUGAAUUGCAUUAUAUUAAAUGCCUUUGAGUAUUCUUACAUUAUAGGUAAUGUUAUUAGAUACAUUGUUAUUCACUGGAUACAAAAGCUGAUUUUGUUUUGAGAAAUUAAAGAAUAAAAUAAAUCAAUUGCUCUUUCUGAAAAUUUAAUCUGUAAUUUUGUAUAGUUUUGUAAGUGUUAUUAUUUGUAAUUAUUAAAAUCGGGUAUUAAAAGGUUGCACUAUCUAGAAUUGUAUCUGAGAAGAGAAAUACAAAUGUUAAAGCAUUGAGAUUGUAUUGUACUUAUUGAUUUUUAAUACUUCCUGGAGAUAUUUAAAAAAUUUACUUCUCCUUAAGGAGAUAGCAGCCAUGUUUAUAUGGAUGGUUUUGAUUCUAUAAUAAUAAUAAUAAAAUGAUAUAUUUCUAUGAUUUAGAAUAAUUUGUUAUAUUGUUUUAAAGUUUUCGUUAUACUCCAGGAUGCAUAAUGGCUUGUGGAUAUUUUGUCAGCAUUUAAAUAUUUAAAUCCUAAGUAUGUGAAUGUUUCUGUUUCAAUGCUGAUAGACUGUGACAAGUCAUAAUGCAUCUAACUUCAUUAUUUAUAAUAAGGAUUGUCUCAAUUCAAAUGGUGAAUACCAGCCAUUAAAUUCACUCGUGAUUUUAAAAAAGGCAAUGGAAUAAUCCAAUUUUAGAGAUGAAUAUUUUUACUUUGAGCACUUUACAAUCUUGAAAUAUUAACAAUCUUCUAAAUAUGCAUCAAAUUUUUCAUAAUUUAAAUAAAAAAAUAAGAUUCUAAAAUAUUUCACCACUUCUCAGAUUGCAUUAAAGAAAGUUGCAAAUCUGUAUAUUUUCUAUUUAUUUAACAAGGAUUUAUGCAAGCAUGUCACUGAAUUUUUGGGGAGUUCAUAUUCUAUUUUAGAGUAGAGUCAAGAAAAUUCACUUAUUUGCUUAUGAAGUAAUUACUUUGAAGUACCUUGUAAAAAUCUACAAAAAUUACAUUUGAAAUUCUAUAAUUUAAAUUUCACACUUUUACAAUGUUUUAUGCAACAUGUUUAUCUCUACUACAAAGGACAAUGCAUGUGUGUGCACUGGCUUGUAAGAUACACCAUUUGAUGUAGAAUUACUCAAUUUGACACAGAUAUAUAAUUUAGAAAAUGCAAAUGAGCAAAUCAAAGUGGCUUUAAUUAAAAUUAAAUAUUAAAUGAGAUUUUUACUUUUGCUGCAAUAUUGAAUAAAACUGAUUUUUUUUC